GAAUGCUGUCAUCAUAUUUUUUUAUUUCUCAUCUGCCACAUCGUUUGAGAAAAUUAAAGGUGGUAUUGGGCCAUGGCAAUCCAUAUUUCAUACCUACCUUUUAUUUCUUUUCUGACUAUUUCUCUCUUCGUCUUGUGCUUUCCUUCUUCUUUACUUGUGCCGAUAUUAUUGCUGCCUCUUUUUUCCACCCGAGUUCCUGGUAGCCAAAGUACGAAAAGGUGUGGUUAGACGCCUCACAGCUUCUUCUCUGACUCAUCACAACUUCUUCCCGGAUUAUGCUUAUCUGAAAGAAGCUACUUCACAUCGGGAAUGGGCUCAGGUGAUUGGUUUAAGACAAUAAUUAGCUUAAGAAAAUCAAAAGAAGGCAAUUCAAAGAAAGCAAAGGGAUCUCCAGCCUCCAAGAAACAAACCGCAUUGAAGUUGAAGAAUUAUGCAGGAAAAAAUUCUAGUAAUUUAACGAAUGGCGGUAAGGGUUCUAAUCUUGUGUCACCCGGCGUAUCAGUUGAAACUAUUGCUGCAACAAUGAUCCAGACAGCAUUCCGGGCCUAUUUGGCUAGAAAAUCUCUACGGCGUUUGAAAGGUUGUGCAAAACUUAAGGUCCAGAUACAAGGUCAUUCUGUUAAAGACCAAGCCGGCAGCGCUGUAAGUUAUAUUCAUAAAUGGAGCAAGAUUCAGGCGGAGAUUAGAGCUCGCCGAAUCUGUAUGGUCACUGAAGACAGGAUCAGGCGGAAGAAGCUUGAAUCUCAACUUAAGCUUGAGGCAAAGCUUCAUGGUUUAGAGGUGGAGUGGAGUGGUGGUUCUGAAACCAUGGAGGAAACCUUGGCAAGGAUACAUCAUAGAGAAGAAGCAGCUGUUAAGCGGGAAAGAGCCAUGGCCUAUGCCUUUUCUCAUCAGUGGAGGGCUAACUCUAACCAAGGUCUCGGUAACUAUGAACUCAACAAAGCUAAUUGGGGUUGGAGCUGGAAGGAUCGCUGGAUUGCUGCUCGCCCGUGGGAAAGCCGUGUCCUUGAGAAGCCAGUUAACCACAGGAAAGCUCAAACUAGGCAGCCAAAGAAGCUUCAGAAGGUUCAAAAGGACAAGAACCCGUCAACACCGAAAACACCUGUUCCAGUUAAACCUCCUGUGGCUAAUGCAAAAGUGACUUCAAAAGUGACUCCAAAAGCUAGGCGAUUAUCUUAUCCUGCCACAGAGAAAAAUGUGCUCCAUGAGGAAAGCAAUAAAUCCUAAGGAGAAUCAAACCCGUUACUGUAUGACUUGAGCUGAGUCAAAUUGAUUUUCAGUUGGCCACACUGCAGAAGGCCAAGGCAGGAAAGCAAUCUUAUUUGUUAACGGUUACUUCCAAUUCGAGAAUACUGGACUUUGGUGAAUCUGAAGACAAUUUGGCAGUGGAGAAUGGGCCGCCAGAUGGGCAUGAGUGUGAUUGAUUGGUUGAUGGUUCUUCUGUUUUCCUUCUAUCUUCUUUUUCUAAACAUGUAUAUUGAAAGAAAAUUGGAAAUGUAGAUAGAACCUUAUUUUCUUUGCCCUAUUCGUUGUCUUGGUGUAAGAGAGUUUUUGUAAGCUGGGUGGUAUUGCUUUUGCAGAUUGUUACAGUUUCGUUUGCAGGUACAACUUUGCCAACAAUAUUUUGUAAAUUCUGGUUUAUUCAGCAUCCUUUGCUUCUAGGC
Molecule: messenger RNA, 1664 nt
Organism: Neltuma alba
Lineage: Eukaryota; Viridiplantae; Streptophyta; Magnoliopsida; Fabales; Fabaceae
Product: protein IQ-DOMAIN 1
Exons: 6
Coding region: 310-1227 (305 amino acids)
Molecular function (GO): protein binding
Source: RefSeq, a predicted model, not a curated record